Messenger RNA from Harpia harpyja (harpy eagle), 1161 nucleotides. RefSeq names its product lectin, mannose binding 2 (gene LMAN2). Gene Ontology annotation, molecular function: D-mannose binding. The coding region runs from base 36 to 1052 and encodes 338 amino acids. Gene Ontology annotation, cellular component: endoplasmic reticulum-Golgi intermediate compartment; Golgi membrane; endoplasmic reticulum membrane. The transcript is spliced from 8 exons. Gene Ontology annotation, biological process: Golgi organization; endoplasmic reticulum organization; endoplasmic reticulum to Golgi vesicle-mediated transport. The record is from RefSeq and is a predicted model, not a curated record. NCBI's taxonomy places the organism in Eukaryota, Metazoa, Chordata, Aves, Accipitriformes, Accipitridae.
GCGGGAGCGGCGCGCCGGGAAGGCGGAAGCGGAGGAUGGCGGCGGGUGCGGGCGGGCUGCUGGCGGCGGCGGCGCUGCUGUUGGCGGUGGCCGGGCCGCGCCCGGCGCCCGCUGAGCUCACGGAUGGCAACAGUGAGCACCUGAAGCGAGAGCACUCGCUGAUGAAGCCGUAUCAGGGCGCGGGCUCCGCCGCGAUGCCGCUGUGGGACUUCCAGGGCAGCACCAUGGUCACCAGCCAGUACGUCCGCCUGACGCCCGACGAGCGCAGCCGGGAGGGCUCCAUCUGGAACCGCGUGCCCUGCUUCCUCAAGGACUGGGAGCUCCACGUCCACUUCAAGAUCCACGGAGCCGGCAAGAAGAACCUGCACGGGGACGGCCUGGCGCUGUGGUACACGCAGGAGCGGCUGGUGCCAGGUCCUGUCUUUGGCAGCAAGGACAACUUCCACGGACUGGCUAUUUUCCUUGAUACGUAUCCCAACGAUGAAGCAACAGAGCGCGUGUUCCCCUAUAUCUCUGCGAUGGUGAACAACGGCUCCCUGACGUACGACCACAGUAAGGACGGGCGCUGGACAGAGCUGGCGGGGUGCACUGCUGACCUUCGGAACCAGAAUCACGACACUUUCCUGGCAAUUCGGUACUCCCGAGGUCGUCUCACGGUGAUGACCGACGUGGAAGACAAGAAUGAAUGGAAGAACUGCAUUGACAUUGCAGGGGUGCAGCUGCCAACCGGCUACUUCUUUGGUGCUUCUGCUGGCACUGGAGACUUGUCUGACAAUCACGACAUUAUCUCGAUGAAGCUAUUCCAGCUCAUGGUGGAGCACCCUCUAGAAGAUGAGACUGUUGACUGGACGAAGAUUGAGCCCAGUGUCAGCCUCCUUAAAUCACCCAAAGACAAUGUGGAUGACCCGACGGGGAAUUUCCGAAGCGGGCCUCUGACAGGCUGGAAGGUGUUCUUGCUCCUGCUCUGCGCGCUGCUGGGCAUCAUCGUCUGCGCUGUGGUGGGAGCUGUGGUCUUCCAGAAACGCCAGGAGCGGAACAAGCGUUUCUACUAGCAGAAGCCCUGGGCCGUGGCCUGUGCCCAAACCCAUCUUUUCUAUGGGGAGCUGUAAAAACUGUGGUUUCUAAAAGCUGUUUCUGAGAACUAUCAGAAGUAUUUUCUUA